AUGGACAAGGCGUCCCUCCUAUCAGACGUUGUUUGCUAUAUCAACAAACUGAAAGAAAAAGUCACAUAUCUUGAAUCUCAAUUACACCGUCGUAACAAUCACCAAGGGAAACCCAAGAAAAUGAAGGUGGAAAUGGUUGAUACAAUGGAAAAUCACGAACAAAACAGCAAAACUUGUGAUUUGUACCUAUCUUCUAAGAAAACAUCAAGUGUUAACAAGACAACCAAAACUAAAACAAGUAGCUUGAGGGAAGUGGAAGUGAAGAUCGUUGGCAAUGAUGUAAUGAUACGGGUACAAUCGGGAAACACAGACGUACAGGCUGGGAAACUAAUGAAUGCUCUAAGAGAAAUGAAAGCAAAAAUCCAGCAUGCAAGCAUGUCGUGUGUGAAUGAGAUAAUGUUGCAAGAUGUGGUGGCUAGAAUCCCUGAUUCCAUGGAUAAGAUGAACUAA
Molecule: messenger RNA, 450 nt
Organism: Helianthus annuus (common sunflower)
Lineage: Eukaryota; Viridiplantae; Streptophyta; Magnoliopsida; Asterales; Asteraceae
Product: transcription factor bHLH14-like
Exons: 1
Coding region: 1-450 (149 amino acids)
Biological process (GO): regulation of DNA-templated transcription
Cellular component (GO): nucleus
Molecular function (GO): transcription cis-regulatory region binding; DNA-binding transcription factor activity
Source: RefSeq, a predicted model, not a curated record